GGAAUCAAAUAUUCAACGAAAAAAAUAAAAAUAAAUAAUAUAUAUCUAUAUAUAUAUAUACAUAUAUAUAUAUGUGUGUGUGUACAUAUAAAAAUAUAUAUUUAAUAACGUUAUUUUUACGAGUAUUGUAUGUCUGUACCUAAAUUGUUAAAUUAAGCUUAAGUUGUUAUUAUUUCUUGCUAUAAAAAUGGUUGUAACUGAGAAUAUUAUUCUUCCUAAUGAUAAUGAAUUGAAUGUUCAAGAAGUUAAUUUGACUUUUCCUGUAUUACAAGCUGCUGCAUUUCACUUAGGGAAAUAUUGUGAAUCAAAAAAUAAUGAAUUCAUGUUAUGCAAAGAUGAAGAAGAUGAUCCACGACGAUGUAUCACCGAAGGAAAGGUUGUCACUGCGUGUGCUCUCGAAUUUUUCAAAAAAAUUAAAAAACAUUGUCAAGAUGAAUUUAGUCAAUAUUAUAAUUGCAUCGACAAAUCAAGUGGAGAAUCAGCGUUUUCACCAUGCCGUAAAACACAAGAAAUAUUUGAUAAAUGUGUAUUAGAUAAUAUGAAUAUUGAAAGGCCAUCUUUUGGAUAUUUUUGUGAAGUAAAGAUUCAUGAUUCCUUACGGACAAAACCAAAAUCAAACGUUGCUAUGUAUCCUGAUGCUGCAGUUCCAUUAUCGCCUGAAGAGCCAUUACUAUCACCUAAAUAUAACUCACGAAGAAUUUGGGUUCAAUAAUCAACUAAUUAUUGUUGGUUCAAUUAGACAGAACGUAGUGUCGAAAUAUUUCAUUGUAUAAUAAAGUUUAAUUGUAGCUUUAAAGGAAAUUAAAUACCAUAAUAAUUUGGAAGAUAUGAACAUAACAAAAAUGAAAUGAAUAAAUUCUAAUGAA
Molecule: messenger RNA, 866 nt
Organism: Nasonia vitripennis (jewel wasp)
Lineage: Eukaryota; Metazoa; Arthropoda; Insecta; Hymenoptera; Pteromalidae
Gene: ND-19
Product: NADH dehydrogenase (ubiquinone) 1 alpha subcomplex, 8, 19kDa
Exons: 3
Coding region: 188-712 (174 amino acids)
Biological process (GO): mitochondrial electron transport, NADH to ubiquinone
Source: RefSeq, marked provisional